Molecule: messenger RNA, 345 nt
Organism: Alternaria burnsii
Lineage: Eukaryota; Fungi; Ascomycota; Dothideomycetes; Pleosporales; Pleosporaceae
Exons: 2
Coding region: 1-345 (114 amino acids)
Source: RefSeq, a predicted model, not a curated record
AUGUCUCUUCCUCUCCUUUUCACGCUCCCGCCCUCCAACCGCCAUGAAUUUCUUCUUCUAGACACUUCUUCCAAGAUCACAUUGAAGUCGCUCAACGCACAAAUCACUUCUACGAUCUCAUCGAGCCCUAACUGCGCCGAAUUCAUGGCGAAGCACAAGGCUGCUGACGGUCCCAAAGAGACGAUUCAAGAAUUCAAGAUUCACUGGGAUACCAAGACAAGAGAUGGCAAGAUAUGGCCCGAAUACACCGUAGUGACGGAUGAGAACUUCCCAGCGAUACUGGAAUUGCUCAAGGCGAAUCCAGUCAUGGGUGUGCUGGAGAUCAAGUUGGGUAGUUCGGACUAG